AUGGGAAGCAGGCCAGUGUCAGUCGGUCGCUCGCUGCCACGCUGCUGCUGCUCGUCAUUCGACACGAGCUUACGCGCCCGCCUUUCUACUCGUCUUACGACGUUCAAGGUCAAGGCGACGGUUCGGUCCCGCGGCGGAGGACGUCGCGGCGGUGGUGAAUACUUGGUGCAUAUCGUUAGUUACAGUGUCUUUGUAGAGCGUCUGUUCGUUUACGUAUUUAUUCAAAUAUGUUUGCUCAAAUGAAAUCAAAAUUAAAAGAUCGCACACGGUAGACGAACACUCGCCCAGUACUAAAGAAAUGCCGGCACGAUUCAUCUCUAACUUGGUGAGGACUUAAACGCAAGGAUAACGGCGUUGCCAUUGGGCGUGGCGCGUUGCGACUGUUGCGCGUGCCAGCUGGACCACCCGGCUCAGCAGCAGUACCAUUACCACCACCCAGCGGGGGCGGCGCAACAGCAUCAUGGGUGUGGCAACUGGGGCUCCACCUCCGC
Acanthoscelides obtectus is the source of this 491-nucleotide messenger RNA. NCBI's taxonomy places the organism in Eukaryota, Metazoa, Arthropoda, Insecta, Coleoptera, Chrysomelidae. The record is from the annotation of a GenBank genome assembly.